Penicillium alfredii is the source of this 7488-nucleotide messenger RNA. Its product is annotated as 1-phosphatidylinositol-3-phosphate 5-kinase FAB1. Gene Ontology annotation, biological process: phosphatidylinositol phosphate biosynthetic process. The record is from RefSeq and is a predicted model, not a curated record. Gene Ontology annotation, molecular function: metal ion binding; 1-phosphatidylinositol-3-phosphate 5-kinase activity; ATP binding. Bases 1 to 7488 code for a protein of 2495 amino acids. The transcript is spliced from 3 exons. Lineage: Eukaryota; Fungi; Ascomycota; Eurotiomycetes; Eurotiales; Aspergillaceae. Gene Ontology annotation, cellular component: endosome membrane; fungal-type vacuole membrane.
AUGGAGCCUCAGAAACCCCAUGGCAUAUCCAGUCCGUCCGCGUCGUCCGUGUUUCUCCCUCUUGGACGACGUGGAUCGCGCUGUUCGAUCGCCACUACUCAGACUGAACGAGAAACCAUGAAUACAGCUCUGGAUCAAAUCCAUAAUACCGCGUACCAGUCAGAUUCUCUUACCCUCUUCAACGAUUUUACUAGUCCCCCGGCACCGACAUCCGUAUCAGAUGAGAAGGGCCUAACUUCGGUGGGUGGAGUGCGAGAUAUGGUGAGCGGCGGAGGAAAGUACACGGACAAGUCUUCAAUGGACAAACCAGCUGUCAAGAGUCCUGCAUCGGAGCGCUCUAUGGCCAAGUCGGGCUCAGACAUGGCAACCGGCGCGGCUGGCCACCCGCCAUCACAUCCCAACUCCUCGCAGGGCUCAAGACUCCAUUCACCGGUGGUGCCAAAUUUUCAACAAAUCCAGGAUACUGCGUCUCACGCCAACACUGGGAAAAGUUCCAAAAUUUCUUCAAAAAGCCCCAGUAUAUCCUCUAAGGCUUCUGUUUCUGCUUCGCCAGGAAUCAAACCUAAUAUUGCCCCGUUGACCAAGUCCACCGGUGGUUCUGUUGCUGCAGAUCCCGCAGUUACCCAGUUGCAUGUGAAUGCAUUCGGACAAUCCCAUCGUUCCAGGAGUAGCUCUGUCAAUGUUCCUUCGCAAGGGCUUCAGAAUGUGGAGUCUGCUAGUAUUGGCAGCAGGGAUGGUCCCAUGGACACUUCCAUGAGCCAAACCUCUUCGGUUUUAAGCCAAAACCUCUCCAACUCCCCAGUGCUAUCGGAGAAGAUGUGCGAGAGCCAGCAUGAGGAGCAGGGUCCCGUGGAUUCCAGUGCAUCAUUUGCCCCGGCAAGCCAUCCCUCGGAUAAUCCCAGGAACUCGGUUCCUGUGAACCAACAAAAGCUAUCUGACAACCCAGAUCCAUCUUUUGCGGAGAGAGUCUCGAAGCCAUCCGAGUCGGCUCAGGAUCUUUCGUCUCGUCAAAUAGGCCGGUCGAGCUCGCGAACAUCUUCGCAUUUUGAUGAGUCUAUUGCGCCAAUGUCCACGCCUAGCAGCCUCUCGAAACUUGCUUCCCCAGACGAAUCAUAUCACACGGACCAAAAUCCAAGCGCAAUGUCGAAAAUCUUGUCUCGGGAUGAUACGAAAGUCAGCGAACCCAAGGCCACUUCUCCAGAGAAGCCCUAUGAAAAAUCCACUAUACCGCCCAGGACAAGUCGUUUACCUGGUUACUCGAUGUCGCGAGCAUCGACAGCUGAGACAACUACCGCAGUGACUUUGCCGCCAUUGAAUACAGCAAUUGAUCGGGUUACUGGCCAAACCGGUCAGAAUGACCAACAAGCGGCUGCAGGGGGCGACGGCGUUCUAUCACAGCUGCGAAGCAAAUUGCUCAGCAGGGACUUCUGGAUGCGUGAUGAAAAUGCCAAGGACUGCUUCCACUGUGGAGAACCUUUUUCAACUUUUCGCAGAAAACACCAUUGUCGGACUUGUGGUCAAAUAUUUGAUUCCAAAUGCACGCUCUUAAUCCCGGGGGCUCGGUUUGGACAGCCUGGCUCUAUCCGCGUUUGCAAGCCAUGCGAGGCAAUGAUCAAUGCGCACGAAGAUGAUUCCUCCGAGUUCUCUGAUAGCGAGCAAAGCCCCAUAGUCACCAAUCCUCGAGUAUCUGAGCUCAGCUGGGGCAACAACGCCCGUGCAUCUGCCGAUGAUGAUGAUUCAUCCUCUGUCGUGUCUCAGUCCAUUGAUCAUGUUCUCAGAACUCCAACCAUGGCCAUACCAGCUACACGACGUGCUGGCGAGGGCCAUAACCGUCGCUCGGCUGUCCUGGAAAUUAACCCUGAUCGUCCGCUGACACGACCUACGUCCUCGCGGUCAUUAAGAUCGUCAUUGGGCGGAAGGCCUCACUCCGUCAGUCACAAGCGCCACCACUCUCGACAGCAAUACAUUCGGAGUUUUAAGCCGUACCAUGAGGAUCGGGCCCCCUUCCAGCGCCGCCAUGCCGAUGACAUUAGUUCUGAAUCUCGACUUCCUGCCUUUCACAAAGAUAACAUCAUUGAUCCGGAUUUAGCCCAAUAUCUUUCAGAUGAUGCCUCUAGUGGUGAUGAACAGCCUAGCCUUCUAUCCGCGGUUUCAGAGGGCACCUUGUCCAAGAGUGGUGGUGACAAUGAACGAGCGACUCUUGGUGGAUUUCUCGCUGCUGUGAAAAAAGGAAGAUCCGCCUUUGGAGAUCGAAGUGUCGCUAGCAUGAAUCAGUCUGGUCGAGACGCAGAUGAUGCCAGUAUCAGCAGCUCGAGGGCAGUGAAUCUUCCCCGUUCCUCCCGUCGACGAAACUUGAGUGUUGCUAGCAGUAUACACCAUCGUCAGUCUCCCAGAACCUCGAGAGAAAGCAUGUUCCCCCAUGAUCUCCCGCUAACAGGCGUUCCCUUCCCUGUUGGGGCGAACCAAACUGGGUUCAAGAUGACCAGAAGUUCAUCGAUGAGAGGAACUGGUGCACCGCCGGUUGAGUUGAACAAGGCCAGUCUGGAACACGUGCGGAAGCUUCUGCAUCAGUUACUGGCUGGGUCGUCUGUUCCAAAUGGCGAGAGCUGGGAAAACGCGCUGAUGCCAAUUUUAUUGAAGGCGGCGGACGAGGUCGACCCAGAUGUUCAAAGGGGAGACGAUAUGGAUAUACGCCAUUACAUCAAAUUAAAAAAAAUUCCCGGUGGUCGACCUGGCGACACAUCUUAUGUCUCGGGGCUGGUGUUUACCAAGAACUUGGCUUUGAAGAGCAUGCCCCGGAGCAUUUUACAUCCAAACAUCUUGAUCAUCACAUUUCCUCUUGAAUACGCUCGCCAUCAACAGCACUUCAUGAGCCUCGAGCCUGUUAUCCGACAAGAGCGUGAGUUUCUUGAGAACCUUGUCAGUCGAAUCGCCGCCUUGCAUCCAAACUUGCUUCUGGUCGAGAAGAAUGUUUCUGGCUUGGCCCUGGGUCUUCUCGAGCAGGCUGGCAUUGCAACUGCAUAUAACGUGAAGCCAUCGGUUCUCGAGGCUGUUUCGAGAUGUACCCAAACUAGGAUUGUAACAUCCAUGGACAAACUCUUGACCACUUCUUUGCACAGCGACUGCAGCAGCUUUGAUGUCAAGACCUACGUUCACACUGGCCGGAAGAAGACAUACAUUUACAUUUCUGGCUGCCCCAAAGAGCUGGGGUGCACCAUCGUUCUACGUGGUGGAGACUAUGGAGCUCUUGAGAAGGUCAAGAGGAUCACAGAGUUCAUGGUCUACGUUGUGUACAACCUGCGCCUGGAAACAUGUUUGAUGCGGGAUGAGUUCGCCAAGAUACCCACAUUGGCGGCCGAUGAUGUUAAGAUGACCAGCGAUGAAGACAAGAAAGACAGUCCUCGACCUCUCACCAACGAGAGUGACAAACCCGCUCUUGAUUCAGGAACCCUGCAGCAAAGCUCCAAUGAGCAGCCGAGUGGAAAUUUUGAUGGAAUCACAACUGCGGCGGCUGAGGUCACUGUAGUGCCAGAUGAUGUUCCCAUGCCGACAUACUACGACGAUAUGGUCCAAGACCAUCAGACAAAGAUUCUGUCUGCGUCGCCUUUUGUCAAAUUUGAGCCUCCCUAUCUUCUCAUGCGUACUAGGGAGAUGGAACGUCGACUGGCUUACCUGAAACGUCUUCGUGACCAAGAUGGAAGUACCGGGCAACCCACAGAGGAAAGGGUCAAACCACAGAGCUUCACCCUCAUCACGCCGGAAAUGGUCCACGAAUCACCCCAUGAUGCUUCCCCUAAGGUCAAAGAGGUACUGCGCGCAGCUCAUGAUGCUGAAUAUGAUCGAGCGCUUUAUCACUAUCAAACUCAAAAACGUCAGUGGGAGGCCUAUGUGUCAGGCAGUGCCAAUAUGUUUGAUCCCUACGCCCAUCAAAACGUCGUUGUUCUCUACAGCCUUGUGUGUACAACAACAUCGGUCCCUUGCUCGGGGCCGGAUGUUUUUGCUCUCGAGUUCUACAAUGAGCACGGCGAUGACAUGAUCUUUGAGCCUGAUUGUACCCUCGGGCAAUAUGUCGAAGAGCUUUGUCAUUCGGCAAACGCUGUAUGCACCUCUAAUGGCUGCGAGAAACGCAUGUCCGAGCACCAUCGUCAGUACGUCCAUGGAGAUGCACAGAUCAGCGUCUUGGUUCAACCAUACCCCUCCAAGCUUCGGGGACUGCAAGAUACGGUCUUGAUGUGGAGCUGUUGUAAGAUAUGUGGCAAUGAGACUCAGGUCACUCCCAUGUCAGAGAGCACUUGGAAAUACUCAUUCGGAAAAUACCUGGAACUUUCACUCUGGGGCAGGAAUCUACAUGCUCGCGCUGGUGUCUGUCCCCAUGAUCUCCAGCGAGAUCAUCUUCGCUACUUUGGCUUCAAAGAUGUUGCCUUGCGGAUUCAAUACGAUGCGAUCCAUCUUCUGGAGAUCAUAGUGCCUCGGCCUCGUGUUACUUGGAAAGUGGACAACGACUUGAAGUUGCGAAACGGGGUUUACUUGCGUACCGAGCAGCGUCUCAGCAAGUUCAUGAUGUCGGUCCACUCACGUUUGAAGGGCAUAAAUGUCGACAGUGUCGUACCGGAGCUGUUGGAUGACUGCAGGAAAGAGAUCGAGUCUUUGACCAGGAAAUGCCACGAGGAUCGUGCAGUCUUGAUUCGACAACUGCAAGACAAAUACUCUAGCUCUCGCUAUUGGGAGGUCAUCCCGUUGAACGAAGUUCUUCGCGCAGUUCAAGAAAAAGUUGUCGAGUGGGACACGACCUUUACUGAGUUUGAAAAGAACUUUUUCCCGUCUGAGAAGGAUAUCAAGCGACUGGCAACACUGCAGCUCAAAAAGAUAUUCCUUGACAGGGAUGCAACAUCAGUAUCUCCGGACGAUGCUCUCCAAACUCCGACAGAUGUGGAUGACGAGAGCGCCCCGGAGACAAAUCGGCCACGGAUGAUGCGACGCAUGACACUAUCUCCCGAGAAGGCCCAGAACGUGUUAGUGUCGGUUGUUGAGGAGCAUGCUGGCAAAAAACAUCGGGUGCCAGCACAGGAAGGGGUUGAAGUGCCACCGCUCCCUGCAGCGACUGAUGCCGCGCCUUCGGACGAUGCUUUACAUGAACAGAGGUCCUCUCCUCAGGAUGAAGCCGUUUUGCAAAAAGAGAUUCGCCAUCUUGAUUUGGCCGUCCCUACUAGCCAGCAGUCAGAACGCACCCCCCUCGGCUCAACGCCUCCUUUGAAUCGACCGUUGAACAACACGAAUCCGGAGGGAGCCGGCUCCCCUGAAAAGGAUUUUGGUCAACAGUCGACGGCAGCAUCCCCACCAAGGGAUAUAAAUCUUGCCGAAGAGAGCAGAAACGGAGAUAGGGAAGGUGUCAUUGAUAUACCCACCCCACCGACUAACCGGCCUUCCGCGAUUCCUAGGCUUACAGAGGGUGCAUUCCGGCGCUCCGGGAAAGUACGUUCGCCCCCAUUGGUACGUGCUCAGUCCCAACCGGCGCAUCUCACGAGAGAGAGAACAUUCAACGGUGCUUCGCUCGGCGGCUGCAAGAUGGGCCCGCCCAGUUCCGCUGAAUUGGAGAACAUGGCAAACGAGUCUCCGGCAAAAGCCUCAGACAAGAAACUUGUGGACCGCUUUGGCUUGACUGCCCUCAAAAAUGGCCGCUUUGUCCCUGGCCACUCUCUCAUUCCACGCUCCACCCCGACUAGAAAGGGCAAUCCUCGUGUUUCCAACCUGGCCAGACAUUUUGAGCAACUGAGUCGCGAGUUCGAAAAAGAGAGACAGCGUGAGAGACGACAGAGAGCUACUCGAGGCCCUCAUUCGCGUGCAUUUCCCUUGGCAUCUUCAAAGCCUAUCGUGGAGGUGUACCGAAACGUAAGAGAAGCUGUGGAGGAACGCGAACCUCCGGUGGAUGGUGAAGAAUCUCUGUCUUCGGCGCCACGCAUUCCAAUGGAUGAGUCAAGCCGACAGAGUGACGAAAUCAUCCACCAAAUGGCGCACGAAGAAGAGAAGCAAAAGCCUUCGCCUCGUGAUCCAUUGUCGGAACAAGCCGAGGCAGAAAAUGCACUUGGUUCCGAUGUUCCACUCCUGUCAGAAGGCGAGCCUGACGAAGGUCCCAGUGACGAAGAGCGGACUACGGCAGAAGAUCUCCAUCCCGUGGACUCGCAGGGAGAGGUCAAGCUCUUACCAGAAGAUGCGAUUGACUUCAAAGAUCUUCCUAAGCAUGAGCGCACAACGCUUUUGAACAUGUUGACGAACUUUUGGUCAGAGCGCUCUGCAAGUGGAUGGGUACCUCUGGAUUACCCGUUGACCAUGAUGGAUCACGUCUUUGCUGACUGCGAUAUUAUCGUGCGCGAGGACGAACCGAGUUCCCUGGUUGCGUUUGCGUUGGAUUCGCCCGACUAUAAAGAGAAGCUGGCCAGUAUUCAACAGCGGUAUGACGAGAUGGAGGAGUCCGAAUCGGAGCUCAGAGAUGAUACGGAAGUUGCCAACGAGGCACGCGUGGAACAUGCUCUUUUGCGAGCUACAGGCACCCACCUCAAAUACCAGUUUCAGGAGGGUCAAGCCAAAAUGCUAUGCAAAGUGUUCUAUGCGGAGCAAUUCGACGCUCUUCGCAAGAAAUGUGGUGUCGCGGAUCGAAUCGUCGAGUCGCUAUCUCGGUGCGCGAAAUGGGAUUCGAAGGGUGGUAAAACCAAGUCGUUGUUCCUGAAGACACUUGAUGAUCGGUUCAUCCUCAAGUCGCUGUCUACUAUCGAGACCCAGGCCUUCCUCAAAUUCGCACCGGCCUACUUCCAGAUCAUGUCCGAGGCUUUGUUCCAUGAGUUGCCGUCUGCGAUUGCCAAAAUGUUUGGUUUCUACCAGGUCAUCAUCAAAAACCCCGUUACGGGCACCGAGUUCAAUUGGUUCCUGCUGCUGAUGGAGAACUUGUUUUAUGAUCGCGUCCCAACGCGCAUCUUUGAUCUCAAGGGGUCCAUGCGGAACCGCAAAGUGCAGAGUACUGGGGAACGCGACGAAGUACUUCUGGACGAAAACAUGGUGGAUUUCAUCUACGAGACGCCGCUCUUUGCGCGCGAACACUCUAAGAAGCUGCUCAGCCAGAGCGUCUGGAACGACACCCUUUUCCUGGGCCGACAAAAUGUCAUGGACUAUUCCCUCAUGAUCGCGAUCGAUGAAAGCCGCAGUGAGUUGGUGGUGGGAAUCAUCGAUUGUAUCCGCACAUACACCUGGGACAAAAAACUCGAAUCGUGGAUCAAAGACCGUGGGUUUACGGGCGGGGGUCGCAACCGCCCCACGGUAACCAGCCCCAAGGAAUACAAGAGCCGGUUCCGGGAGGCCAUGGCACGAUACGUUCUCCAAGCACCAACUCCGAUGUACCGCUACCCGCAGGAUGAGAACCACGUCGCGCCCGGGUCCAAUGUGGUUGAAUUGGAUGCCAUCGACAGCGGGGGUAUGGACAUCGGUGGUUAUCAAUGA